Sclerotinia trifoliorum is the source of this 2474-nucleotide messenger RNA. The record is from the annotation of a GenBank genome assembly. NCBI's taxonomy places the organism in Eukaryota, Fungi, Ascomycota, Leotiomycetes, Helotiales, Sclerotiniaceae.
UGUUUUACUUGCCGAUAAGGUUAAUCUCUAUGGGGUAGACACAUGCGUUCCGGACGUUUAAAUCAACCCUGUCUAAUGAAGUCCAAAUUCUGUACCUGUUCCCUAGUUCCAAGUGGACAUAAGAACCGUAUUGAUAACUAACACACUUCUUCAAAUAUGAUUGAUAUACUACGGAUGUACACCACUCGACAUUUGAAUCUCUCAAACUUCCUGCAAGGCCUCGAUCACCCAAAUUUGCAAUCUGCUUUCAGCCAAGAUCAUAUACACCAAAGAUGUCACUCAGCCCUCCAGGAACUGCACAUACUCUAGGUUCUAAUGGCAUCAGACGAUAUCGUAGGACGACAGCCUGUACGACAUGUCGUGGUAGAAGAGUAAGUAUUUUUUCUCAACCACGGUUAUGCAUUGUGCUGAUUUGUCAAUUCUAGGUGAAGUGUAGCCGUGAGAGGCCAUCUUGCAAACAGUGUAGAAAAGGAGGACGAUCCUGUAAAUAUUUGAACAGUGAAAUACCAGAAUUCGAGUUCAUUGAGGUGAAUGUGCCGAGGAUUUCUGCUGCUAAAACACCAUCACCUGAUGUAUUGAACCCAAUCGUCAAGAGAAAAUUUGAGAUCAAACUACAAGCAACUAAUCUACCAGUGCGUGGAGUGGCUCAAAUACCGUCGUCUCAUUCUCUCCAAAAGACUCCUAUAAAUUACAUCGAUACUACUUUCGAUCGACCCAUAAGGAAUAUAGCCCUUACUCUUAGGGAAUGGGGCGAUGAUUUUAUCUCCUAUUUCCGGACUCAACUUCCGGCACGGGAAGUUUGCGACCAUUUUUUGGACAUUUUUCUCGAAAUACAAUCUACAGUGCCUAUAUGCCAUAUCGAUACUCUCAGAGAUGACUACGCCAACCUCUGGACCGAUACUCCUCCUGACACUCCCGUCGAAUCUGCACUACUCAUGUUGGCUGUUUUACAUUGCGGGGCUGCCAAUUCUACCAUAAAUAUUUCACAAUCGUCGACACUACACGAUCUAUACGAACAGCUGCUGGACAUAGUUGCUCUCCCAACAUAUCAGAUACACCGAAGAUCAUCGGCCAUUAAGCUCCUACAAGCGUACCUUCUUGUAAAUACAUUUCGAGCACGCACGUUAUCCUCACCAUUCGCAUACGGGUUUUUGUCCCCUGCAAUUCGAAUCGCCCACUCAUUAUAUCUUCAUUCCGAGAAACCAUACCAUACUUUUGAAGUUCAAAAUGAAGUUGAGAAGAGAAUUUGGUGGCAUUUGUUGUUUUUAGAUCUUCAAUCAACGAUCGCGACAGGUGCACGUUCAUUAAUACCUAGAAAUGGGUACACAACCAGUAUUUCUUUACCUAUAGACAAAAUUGUCGGCCAUGCCCCAAACCAAAGUCCAACUUUGCCAAUGAUAAUUGCCUUUCAAGGUCAAUGUCAGUGGGUACAUCAUAUGCGAAAUUGGAUUAGAGAUAUGCCAAAUCAAGAGGAUUUGAUUCUCUUUGUCAAAACGAUGGAGAAUCUUCGAGAUAUAUUGCCAGAAGGAAACGUAGAAAACGUAGGACCACGUGCAUAUCUAAAUUUGUUGAUUGAUGAAACCUAUUGCCUGCUUGGCUUGAACUUCUGUGAAGCAAGGCAAUUAGAGGACACUAGGUGGCGCCACAACAUUGUCAGGUUUGUUAUUAUCAAAAUUGCCUUUUUUGGUGUCUCCACUAACAUACUUAUCCCAGAGCUGCAUGUUCAUUUCUUCAAAAUUACCUCUAUCUAUCCAAUGCAUCUUGUGAAGCAAAAUUUGGAUGGGUUAUUCCUGGUCUUAUACAACCUCACCACGCUCUUUUUAUCCUCCUAAUGUAUCUCAGCUCUUGCGCUUCCUCAGAUGCCGAUGCUAAAUUAUCAAAGUCACUCCUGGACAAAAUUUUCAAUACUCAACUAUCUACCCAUGGAUUUGUUGCCGGCCACGCCAGUUCCGAGCCAUCAAAGUUUGCUCACUCUAGCUCUGCUUCUCCUAUAUCCCACGGGUCAUACGGUUGCCCUCGUCAAGAUGUGCUUGUCCUCCUGUAUAGGAAAAUCCAAGCUAAAUCUAGCACGAUCACAUCAAUAACAACAUCUUCUCGCCUCUCCUCUCCAAGCAUAGCAGUCCUACCACAGCCGGGAAAUCUAGUUCCUCGGGGACUAAAUAAUAACGUAAUGUCCGUUGAGAACCCCGCAAAUAAGAGCGAAGGAGCUAAAUGGAUGGAAUUGGUUACAGGGAAGGACGUGGAGGACUGUGCUAUGGAUAGAGAGUUGGAUGAUAUCAUGAGAGGUGGGGAAGAUGUUUGGGAUAAAUGGGAAAGAUUGAUAGAGACGGUUUUCAAGUGCUGAAAAUCGCUGAACUAUGGGUAAUUUGGGGACGGGUGAAGGAUAUUUGUGACUAUCGCGUAACUUGGGGUUUACCUAGGCUAGGUCUAGCAGAAUCAUAUAGUCGAUGUAUCAAAUUCCAUCUAAUAUUAUC